Messenger RNA from Penicillium daleae, 1584 nucleotides. RefSeq lists its product as uncharacterized. Gene Ontology annotation, biological process: transmembrane transport. Bases 1 to 1584 code for a protein of 527 amino acids. Lineage: Eukaryota; Fungi; Ascomycota; Eurotiomycetes; Eurotiales; Aspergillaceae. Gene Ontology annotation, molecular function: transmembrane transporter activity. Gene Ontology annotation, cellular component: membrane. The transcript has 12 exons. The record is from RefSeq and is a predicted model, not a curated record.
AUGAUGGCAGUUGAAUCUCAAGCAAACGAAGCGGUGAUCCCUUCCUCGGUACCGAAAGUUCAGGAGGCACCGAAGCGCAGGUGGACCAGCUACAUCUGGGAUACCUUCGAUAAGUCACCGGAGGAACGUCGACUGCUUUUCAAGUUAGAUACUGCUAUUUUGACCUUUGCGUCUCUGGGUUAUUUCAUCAAAUAUCUGGAUCAAAUCAACAUCAAUAAUGCUUUUGUGUCUGGGAUGAAGGAAGACUUGGGGCUAUAUGGCAACCAGCUAAACUACAUGCAAACAUGUUGGACAGUUGGAUAUGUUAUCGGAGAGAUUCCAAGCAACAUCCUGUUGACAAAAGUCAGACCAAGAUACUGGAUACCAGCUGCAGAGCUGCUAUGGACAGUUCUUACUUUUUCAUUGUCAAGGUGCAAUACUGCCACUCAAUUCUAUGUUUUGAGGUUCUUCAUUGGUCUUGCGGAAAGUACUUUUUACCCGGGAAUGCAAUACAUUAUCGGCUCAUGGUAUCGACGAGAUGAGCUUGCCAAGAGAUCAUGCAUCUUCCACACUAGCAGUGGUAUUGCUAGUAUGUUCUCUGGCUAUCUCAUGGAUGCCGUAUACCAUCUUGGAGGUAGAGGGGGCUUCAAAGGUUGGCAAUGGCUGUUCGUGAUUGACGGCGUGAUUUCUCUUCCUGUUGCAAUUAGUGGGUUUUUCCUGCUGCCUGAUGUUCCGGAAAUUUCCAACCCAUGGUAUCUUAGCAAGGAGGUUUGUUGGUCCUACUACAACGUUUCACAAAUUAUCGAGCACCCUUUGACCCUUAUCGAAUUACAGGAAGUCGCCUUAGCUCAAAAGCGAAUGAAGCUUGAGGGUCGACAGGAUAGAGGCCCUUUCACGAAAGCGAAACUAAAGAAGAUAUUUUCUUCUUGGCACAUAUAUCUCUUGACGUUGUUAUAUGUACUUUUCAACAAUGGGGCUGCCGGUGCCCAGCCCGUCUUCCAACAAUUUCUCAAACACUCGACAAACCCAAAAUACUCCGUUGGUCAGAUCAACGCAUAUCCGACAACAACCAAUGCAGUCCAAGUUGUGACAACACUGGCUUAUGCUUGGUCUUCAGACACAUUCUUGAAUGGUCGUCGCUGGCCCCCAAUCAUAUUUGGCGGCGUUGUCAAUAUCAUAAGUUAUGUCUCCCUAGCGGUGUGGGAAAUACCGAUUGGAUGGAAAUGGACCUGUUAUAUUAUUUCUGGGGCAGGCUUUGGUCUCAGCGGGCUGUGCAUGGCCUGGGCCCACGAGAUUUGCUCUGAAGAUAAUGAGGAACGAGCGCUUGUGAUUGCCAGUAUGAACGAGAUGGCAUAUGUCUUGCAAGCUUGGCUCCCACUCAUUGUGUGGCAACAAGUCGACGCACCGGAAUAUCGAAAGGGAUUUAUUACAGUGUCUUGCAUAUCUCUCGCUUUGAUCGUCACAACAUUUGUUAUCCGAAGCCUUGAUCACAAGGGAAGAAGGUCGAGAGGGGCCCUGAACAUCCACGGGCAAGAAGCAGGAGACAGCCUCUCCGACUCCAUAUCUGUUACUCCCGUUGACACGCAGCAACCUCGAAAGGUCUGA